Eublepharis macularius is the source of this 1791-nucleotide messenger RNA. It is a transcript of the gene FGFBP1, whose product is annotated as fibroblast growth factor binding protein 1. Gene Ontology annotation, molecular function: growth factor binding. The record is from RefSeq and is a predicted model, not a curated record. The transcript is spliced from 2 exons. Bases 110 to 817 code for a protein of 235 amino acids. Gene Ontology annotation, biological process: cell-cell signaling. Lineage: Eukaryota; Metazoa; Chordata; Lepidosauria; Squamata; Eublepharidae.
CACUGAGGUACCGAACACUGGAAGAGACGGGAUUCACCUUGAGUUCUAUGUUUGGAAAAAAAAACCUCAAAAGGCAAAGCAAAAGGUUGUCAAUUAAGAACCAGGAGCCAUGAAGAUCGGAUGCCUUGCCCUUUUGUGCACCCUGAUUGUGCUCUCUCAGAUAUUACAUGCUGACUGUGAAGGAAAGAAAGAGAGAAAGAAAGAGCGAACAAACACUGGAAAAGGUGGAAGGCAACAUUCCGGAUCCAGUCCUCAGAAUGGAAAUGGUCAGAAAGCCCGAGGACAGAAAGGCAACCAUAAAGGCAAGUUUAUCAGCAAAGAGAAGUCUCAGUGCACCUGGACACUGAAUGAAGGAGAGGCGGCUACCUUAAAAAUAGAUUGCAAGAGAGAGGGACACGAUGUCUCCUGUACGUUUUCAGGCAACCCUUCCACUUGCCCCCAAUUUUCAGAAAAUCGAAACCUCUUCUGGAAGCAAAUUACCAGGUCUCUCAAGAGGCAGAAGAACAUCUGCGAGGACUCAAAAGGCAUCUUGAAAUCUCAGAUCUGUAAGAAAGGACCUGCAAGUGCCCACCUUAGAAUGGUGGUAACAUCACAUAAUUUUGAACGAGAGAAGCCAGUUCUCCAUGGAAGGGAGACUUUGACGGGAACAGGAUCUCCUGUUUCUUCUGAAAAUCUACCGGAACAAGGAUCCAGUGAUUGUGUUGAAGACAUUGAUUAUGUCGAUCAGAAAAAGGUGGCUGAACAGUAUUGCUCAGAGUCAUGGCUAUCUCUCUGUAACUUUUUCGUUUCCAUGUUACAAGAUAAAAAGUGCAAGUAAAAUACAAGAAUGUUAGUAGCUAAAUUAUACUGCACGAGCAGCCUAACUCAGCACAAGGUCCAAGGUUGAAUACCCUUUGAAUACAGCCCUUUGAAUACAGUAUAGCUCUGGUCAGCAACUAGUUUUACUCGAUGUCCACUCUGAGUAAAGGAGUGAUCCCUCACCCCACUUUCAAACAGAAUUGCUGGCAAAUCUAUUGAUAGUAACAACCAGGACUUUUUUUCAGCAGGAACGUGGCGGAACAGAGUUCUGACACCUCUUGAAAAUGGUCACAUGGCCGGUGGCCCCGCCCCCUGAUCUCCAGACGGAGGGGAGUUUAGAUUGCCCUCCGCGCCGCUGGCAAUCUAAACUCCCCUCUGUCUGGAGAUCAGGGGGCGGGGCCACCACCCAUGUGACCAUUUUCGCCAAGGGUGAUUUAAACUUUAAAAAACUCCCCCCUUGUUCCAGCUGACCCAAAGUGACAUCAUUGUGUGGUCCUGAGUCCCACCACUGAGUUCCACCACCUCUUUUCCCAGAAAAAAAAGCCCUGGUAACAACUCCCCGUUGCUUCCAUGUUAUCAAUUGGGUGUGUGUGGAGGGCGUGGGGGGGGGAUCAGAUUGUACAACUCAGUGGGCCAGAUUUAACCCAGGGGCAGUUAGCAAAAGAUGCCCACACAGAAGUGGGGGAUGUAAACAUUCAAAGGGAAACUUUAAACAUUUGGUUUUUUAAAAAGAGUUUCCCCCCCCUAGAAGACACUGGUUACUGCUUGCCAAGACUGCUAUAUAUUUUAUUUGCCUACAGAGAGAAAAUAAUUUAUAUAGGAGUGCUAUACAAUUGUUACCCUUGUAUGUUACAAACUCUGUAAAAAUGUAUAUAUUACCUUCUGUUGUGUCCUCUUUCCCCUCCUGGCAUUUGUUACCGAAGGGAUGGUUUCAGUGCUAUGCACUUUUUGAUAAUUUGGAGUUGCUAAAAAUAAAGUUAUUUGCCUUUUAAA